AUGGCGGCUACCGGUCAUGCUGUGGAUCCUGAUUUAGCAAACGCAUUUGCUGAGCUGUCCAUGAAAAAGAUUCAAGCAGAAAGUCAGAUCCGCCUUUCCAAUGUUCAGAUUGAAAGUCUCAAUAGAAAAAUCCAGCAUACUGCACUUGUUGAACAUGAAGUUGCAAGCCUGCCCUCAGAAACAAAGGUUUACAAGGCAGUUGGUAGAAUGUUUUUGCUGCAAAAGCAGAACCAGCUGAUAGAAAGCCUGAAAAGCAAGCAGCAGUCAUUCGCUGAGAAAAUCAAAUCCUUGGAGGCAUCUAAAGAAUAUCUACAAAGGAACAUUGAGGAGUUCAAGAACAAUGUCAGGGAACUGGUGAUGACUAAGCAGAGUUCCCGCUAA
This is a messenger RNA of Candidula unifasciata, 381 nucleotides long. NCBI's taxonomy places the organism in Eukaryota, Metazoa, Mollusca, Gastropoda, Stylommatophora, Geomitridae. The record is from the annotation of a GenBank genome assembly.